AUGACCAUUGAUGGCACGGGGCAAUCUAAGGAGGCCCUGCAAGAUGAACGGUUAAAUACUGGGUCAGAUAAGAUUUACCAAAAUUAUAUGAUGCCCGCUUUGGAACUCUAUGAUGCCAAAGUCUCCAUAAACCACUGGCAACUACGGGAUUGUAUCAAACCGGGCUCAAUGAACCAGAGCAAAUUGUAUUAUAUCUACGAUCAUUCGAUAAGAGUGCUAGAUACAGAUUCUUCGGUGCUGAGGUCGACAAUGAGGCGACAUAAUUCUAUUCAACCAAGAAUCAGUGCUAAAAACACUAUUAAAAACACGCCGACAGAGGGUUCCAAGACUACGGGCUCAUUUAUCUCAAAGAAUUUACAUGUUCCUUCCGAAAAGUUGGUAGAGUUUAAUUUCAAACCAAGAUGUUUCACUGAAUUGAACGGGCUGACAGUUUGUGGUGGGCUCAUCGGUUCUGAUGACAAGGGAUUUCCUUCUAAUUGGAACCGUUUAGCUCAAGAUGCAAAUAUUUCUUUGCCCCCGCCUUCCCAACCAAUUGCCAUUUCGAAGAACAUUAGCUUUCCCAUAAACUCACAUUAUUCGAAUCCCAACAUUUGGAAGGGUAUCGUGGAGUUUUAUAACCAAGAAACGGAUACUAUGAUGACGUUCACGUUAGGCCAGUUCAUUAAUAACUGUGUCACGCUAUAUGACAGGGCUAAUACGCAGUUUGAUCUUUUCGCUUGUAACAAUGAUGGUCAUCUUUACCAAUGCGACGUGAGUAACAGAGAUGUAACACUAGUGAAACGUUAUGCGGAUUUGAAGUUCCCUCUAAAUAACGCUUCCUUGUCACAUGAUGGCCAAACCAUGGUGGUAUCUGGCGAUUCGAAUAAAUUUGCUGUUUACAACCAAAAUGAAUUAACCAACCAAUUUUCUUUGCAUUAUGACAAUCAUCCCUCUUGGGGUAGUUCUUCCCAUCGCGUUAGAAGGAUACCACGUUUUGCAUUGCCUGAUGAAUCAGAAUAUAUUGAAAAUAUAUAUGAAGCACCCAAUUCAGAUCAUGGUUUUUAUAAUUGCUUUUCGGAGAACGAUUUGCAGUUUGCGACUGUAUUCCAAAAUGGUACUUGCGCAAUCUAUGAUGUUAGAAACAUGGCUACCCCCAUGGCAGAAAUAAGCUCUACUAGACCACAUUCUCAUAACGGUGCGUUUAGAGUCUGUAGGUUUAGUUAUGGCCUAGAUGAUUUACUAUUCAUUUCUGAACACCAAGGGAGAGUGCACGUUGUAGAUACAAGGAACUAUGUUAAUCAUCAAGUUAUUGUAAUUCCUGAUAAAGUUAAUAUGGAAUACAUUAAUGAACAGCAGCAUAAUACAAACCCCAGGUUCACUAUGAAUAACAGCAACAAUAAUGAUAAUAACGAUAACAAAAAUGAAUCUCCGAUUGUUCAUGGGGCGGAUCUCCGUUCUUCAUCGAGAAGAAGGUUCUCCUUGCCUUCUUUACCUAAUUCAUCCACAGAGCCAUGGGUAACAAUGGCCCAGAGAAUUCCCGAAAAAUACUUGGAACCACAAAUUUUACCGUUUCCGAAAGUUAUGGAUAAAAUCAGUAAUGAAUCAGUCCUGUUUUCUUCCCCACAUAAUCCAUCAUGUGAUGUUUCGUCAUAUCCAUACAAGAGACGGUGCUCAUUUAGGGUAAGGAGAGUAUCUACGUCUGCACCAACUGUAAAUCCUUCCAAUAGCCAUGCUAACAUAAAUAUCGGUUCAUCUACUACCGAUUCUACCGCAGUUUCAUCAUCACCCCAAAAUCUAAUUGAUCCGUUAAUUCUCUCUCACCAGCAAUCUAACAAUGAUGUUUUUGAAGAUGACGAAUACUAUGAGGCUUAUAAUGAUGUUCAUUCAACAUAUCGAGUUUCUUCAGACUACCGUGGCCUUUCAGCAAGAGCUUUUGAAAGUUUCUUGAGACCACCCUCAACCCCUGACUUACCGUCAGACGAUGAUAAUUUUACUACAAGUGGUAGGAAUAAUGGGGGAACCUCAAAUUUUUUGAGGAGGGCAGUAAUUGCCACUCAAGAAAAUAACGAAUUCUUAGAGGAAAACAAUAUAUCAGGUAUUGAUUGGGUUGAAGACAGAAAUGGCAGUUCUUUGAUUAUUGGUACUGAUUAUGGUAUUAUGAGGUGGAAUAUUAAUUCAUGGGCAAGAAGAAGUUUUUCUAGUUAUGAUUUAUGCUGA
This is a messenger RNA of Saccharomyces mikatae IFO 1815, 2196 nucleotides long. RefSeq names its product Gid11p (gene GID11). The transcript has a single exon. The record is from RefSeq and is a predicted model, not a curated record. The coding region runs from base 1 to 2196 and encodes 731 amino acids. Gene Ontology annotation, molecular function: protein binding. NCBI's taxonomy places the organism in Eukaryota, Fungi, Ascomycota, Saccharomycetes, Saccharomycetales, Saccharomycetaceae.